GGGGUGGGGCGGACCCAGAGGACCCCCGAGCCACCUGGGUCCUGUCAUAGUUGAAGGUGGCCGGCGGCGCUGUUUCUUCAGCGCUUGUAGCUCUGGCGGAGUCUGCGCGAUGGGCGACCCGGAAAGGCCGGAAGUGGCUAGGCCCGAGCAGGAUGAGAGGUUAUCUACAGAUACCAACGAAAAUGACAUGAAGUCAAAUGAAGAGCCACUCCUAAGAAAGAGUUCUCGCCGAUUUGUCAUCUUUCCAAUCCAGUACCCCGAUAUUUGGAAAAUGUAUAAACAGGCUCAGGCAUCCUUCUGGACAGCAGAAGAGGUUGAUUUAUCAAAGGAUCUCCCUCACUGGAACAGGCUUACGUCAGAUGAGAAGUAUUUUAUCUCUCACAUCUUAGCCUUUUUUGCAGCCAGUGAUGGAAUUGUAAAUGAAAAUUUGGUGGAGCGCUUUAGUCAGGAGGUGCAGGUUCCAGAGGCUCGCUGUUUCUAUGGCUUUCAAAUUCUCAUCGAGAAUGUUCACUCAGAGAUGUACAGUUUGCUAAUAGACACUUACAUCAGAGAUCCCAAGAAAAGGGAUUUUUUAUUUAAUGCAAUUGAAACAAUGCCAUAUGUUAAGAAAAAAGCAGACUGGGCCCUGCAAUGGAUAGCAGAUAGAAAAUCUACUUUCGGGGAAAGGAUUGUGGCCUUUGCUGCUGUUGAAGGAGUUUUCUUCUCGGGAUCUUUUGCUGCUAUUUUCUGGCUAAAGAAGAGAGGUCUUAUGCCAGGACUCACUUUUUCCAAUGAACUCAUCAGCAGAGAUGAAGGACUUCACUGUGACUUUGCUUGUCUGAUGUUUCGAUACUUAGUAAAUAAGCCUUCAGAAGAAAGGGUCAGGGAGAUCAUUGUUAAUGCUGUUGAAAUUGAGCAGGAGUUUUUAACAGAAGCCUUGCCUGUUGGCCUCAUUGGAAUGAAUUGCAUUUUGAUGAAACAGUACAUUGAGUUUGUAGCUGACAGAUUAUUUGUGGAACUUGGAUUCUCAAAAGUUUUUCUGGCAGAAAAUCCAUUUGAUUUUAUGGAAAACAUUUCUUUAGAAGGGAAAACAAAUUUCUUUGAAAAACGAGUUUCGGAAUAUCAGCGUUUUGCAGUUAUGGCGGAAACCACAGAUAAUGUCUUCACCUUGGAUGCAGAUUUUUAAAACUCUUCCAUGUUUUAAAACCCUAUAAACCUGUCAUUGGUAAAUAGCAGUCUGUUUUUCUCUGCUUUUUGUUUUUUUGUUGUUUUAACUUAAAAUAUCUCCUUUAAGGGAAUGAGGGUUUGCUCAAAAGGAAAUCCAAAACCAAAUUCCAAUCAAGUUGAAUUUACAUAAAUAUACUCUAAUUUUCAUUUUAACAAGAGUGCUUUUGUCACUAAUAAAAUGGCAUUAUGUAGUGGUGAAGCGCAUGGGGUAAGGAGUCAGAUAUGGAUUUGAGGUUCUACCCUUACACCUUUGUCUGACCCUUGGCAAGUUAGUUAAUCUCUGUAAAAACGCAGUGUAUUUAUCUUCAAAAUGUGUGUAAUAGUAGGUCCUGAAUUCAUAAAGUGGAUAUGAAGAUUAAGAUGCAAAAACAAGUGCUUAGCCAAUACUACUACUGUAACCACCACUAUUAUUAUUAUUAUUAUUAUUGAUAGUGUUAGUUACAGUGAUGAUGUGAUAAAAUGCUCUCAUUUCAAAGUAAUUUUGAUUCUAGAUACUAAGAUCUAGAGUUAGAUCUCUGUAUUUUUAAUGUUUGAGGAAAGACUGUAAGGAUUUACUUUCAAAGAUUGUAAUUCUCAUUAUCAUGAGAAUAACUUGAAUUCUUCAGUAUGUGGUAAAGAAAAGUUAGUUUUUAGUUGCUUUGGGAAGGAUACUUAUGAAGGAGAAUCCAGGAGGUUAUCCAUGGUAAGCGAAAUAAUUCCUCUUCAGAAACUGAAAAGUUAACUGUUGCCAGAUUUAGCCCUGGAAUGUUUAGAACCAGGAUGAAUUGGUAGAAUAGCAUUUGCCAAAGAAUAUUCUUUUUUUUUUUUUUCUUAAAAGAUGAUCGGUAAGGGGAUCUUAACCCUUGGCUUGGUGUUGUCAGCACCACGCUCAGCCAGUGAGCGAACCGGCCAUCCCUAUAUAGGAUCCGAACCUGUGGCCUUGGUGUUAUCAGCACCUCACUCUCCCGAGUGAGCCACGGGCUAGCCCUGCCAAAGAAUAUUCUAAGAGCAUUUAGCCUCUCUAGAUAUUUUGUGGGGGGAUAAAAGGGAUUCCGUAGUCAGUUAAGUUUGGGAAAUGCGGUAUACUCUGUUACUCUUCAGGAUGUACAGUCAGUACAUCAAAGACUGAGCUAUUCUGCAGUACCUAAACUCAUCCUGCAUAGUCCUAACUUACAUAACAUAGAUCUGUUUUCACUUGUUAUCUCACCCAGCUAGUGUUUCUCAGAAUAUAAAUUGGAAAAAACUGACCUAAAACCAUUUAUACAUAAAAGAAGGGCUUAUGGACUAAGUAAGGGAGAACGUGGUAAGGAUUUUUGAACCAUUUCAAAUUUGUACCAAGCGAGUAAUGUACUUAUAAUUGACUUCAGCUGCAUUUCUUUAUACUCUAAAACUCUUUUAUACUGUUAUAAGAUAUAGUUCUUUUUAUGGAACUAUAUAUGCUCCACAGUAGCAGAUGGUGAGGGAGAUAGAGGUGUCUCUAGAGGAGACUGAGGAAAGGCCAGAAGCCAAGGUUUCUAAGAAGUCUGCCCCUUCUUUAUUUUUAGAAAGUGUCAAGAGAUAACCUGAGCCCUAUUAUUUAUAAAAUUCUGGAAGCUCAAAUUCAGAGAUUUUCUUUUCGCAUAAUUUUUUGCUCCAUUAAUUCUACGACUAUCUAAUUGAUCAAAACUGGGAAUUCUCAAGCGAAUGUAAAAGGGGCAGGCCAUAACUUUAUUAGAAUGUUAGAAACUUGAGAUAUUUGGUCUGUGAUAAUUCUCUUUAUUUGUUCAGUGCUUCAUAGUUUGUCAAGUGUUUUUACAUAAUCUCAUUUGAUCUCACAAUAGCCUUGUAAGCUUGACAGAAUAGCUAUUAUUGAAAUAUUAUAGAUGGAGAGAGUGAGGCUUAGAGAAGUUCAAGAUCUGCUCAUAGUCCCUAUCCCUAUAAUAUAAUUUUUUUGGAAGUUCUCAUGUCUCUAAUAUUUAGUCCUUUGCCAUCUAUCUUGAUUUGAUUUUGCCUAUUUCCUCAUUAACUGAAGUAUCAUAUAGUAGUAUCAUAUACUUUAAAUGUCAUAUACCUUAAUUAAAGUAUCAAAAUAUCAUAGAGAAACAUUUGAACUAUAUUCAGAUAAUAUGUUCAAAGAUAUUUAUCAAGUGGUAGACAAAAACUUAACAUUUAAAACUGAUAAUAUCUGUAAUGACACUGGAAUGAAAGAAAACAGUUUUACAGUGCAUAUUCCCUUUGUUUUGAAUCCAUACUGUCUCAUGGGUAUUGACAGUUGCCUUAAUGUGAAUCUUGUUUAUAAUAGCAGUAAACCUAAGUGUAUUUGAAUGAAAAAGUCUUAAUACUGAAAUCUUGUAUUUUUAAUACACUGGUUUAUUAUAUUAGGUAUUCUAUAACCUUUUCCAGACCUCCAGAUUGCACAUUUAUUUAUUAUGUUCAGUACUUUGGUUCUUAGUCUUUAAAGAAUCAAGAAGUUGUGGGAUAUCGUUUUAGUAUUAUCUCACAGGUAAAGAAAAAAAUUGAGUGUAUUUACUACUGUUUUCUCUUUUUUAUAGCACCUGUAUUUAAAUCAUUGCUGUAGUAGUUAAAGUUAAAUUUAUUAUUUAGGAAUAUAAAAACUUGUAGUUCUAUGAUGGACUGCGUUUAUUAAAAAUGUUUAAUUGUAGCACAUGGAAUCAUGAACUGGAAGGACUUGGGAAGACAGCUUGAUCCAAUCCAAUCUGGGUUUUACAGUCCAGUUAUAUACAAUAAUAAACAAUUAUUCUUACAGUAUAAGCUGACCCCAGCCAUGUCUCGAUAUAUGAAACUUUUACAGUUGUCUCAUUUUGGAACAUCCAUAUUUUUCUGCUGCUUUUGCCAUUUUAUCUUUUCUUUGUGCAUGGAAAUAAUGAUUAUUGACAAGAUGUAGCAAUUUGCAUAUAAAUUGUUUAAUAUUCAGAAUUUUGAUUUUUACAUUUAAAUAUGCUAACAUCACUGUCAUAGAAUUUCCAGAUUUCAUUUGUACAGAUUAAGCUAAGGGCUAAGUGUCACAAACUGAUUUUCAGUGAUAAAGCUGCUGAUGGACUGCAUGAAAGCCAAAUUAGUCCUAUAAUCAGGUAUUAUAUUUUUGAAUCAAAUUGAAUUGUAGAAUCUGGAUGAGGGGCACAGAAGAGUAAUCUCUGUCUUUGUUUCCCACUAUUUCUCUUUAAAUGGUCUGCUUGUUUGUCAAAAGCUACAGGUUUAAAGAAGACUCUGAUAUUCCUGAGGCCUUAGGAAGGAAGGAUUUAAUCCUUCAAAUUUGGGUCUUAAUUCUGUUGAAGAAAAUAUAUGUGAAAAUGGAAGGCUGGAGGAUGAUUUUUUUGGUACAGAUAAAUAAGUUUAUACUGUUCUUAUGUACUUAACUCUGUUUUACAAUUAUGUUUCGAUUUUUCCAAAUGUCUGGUCAUUUAACAAAGUUAUUUAGUAUCUUCAGUGUACAUAGAAAGCUUUAUUAGGUGUGGUUGUACCUAAAUAUUUUUUGCUAAAAUACAUUAUGGUCAACCAAGCCAACCCUGCAUGUACAGAAUUCAUAUUUUUUCCAAAGAAAUGAGUUGUUUUGUUAUUUUUUGGUUUAAUAUGUUGAAAUAAACUGUAUCAUAGCUACA
Messenger RNA from Cynocephalus volans (Philippine flying lemur), 4784 nucleotides. RefSeq names its product ribonucleotide reductase regulatory TP53 inducible subunit M2B (gene RRM2B). Gene Ontology annotation, molecular function: ribonucleoside-diphosphate reductase activity, thioredoxin disulfide as acceptor. The record is from RefSeq and is a predicted model, not a curated record. Gene Ontology annotation, cellular component: cytosol. Gene Ontology annotation, biological process: deoxyribonucleotide biosynthetic process. The coding region runs from base 110 to 1165 and encodes 351 amino acids. The transcript is spliced from 9 exons. Lineage: Eukaryota; Metazoa; Chordata; Mammalia; Dermoptera; Cynocephalidae.